AUGCAUGGCCGCUGGGCGCUACCGGAGCCGCUGGUGCAGGAAACGCUGCGCCGAUAUGCAGACCUUCUCCGAGUCGGCUUGGUCUCCGUCAAUGACGAGGUAGUGCGGUGGUCCAGCGACACCUCCAAGGAGCUGCAGCUCCGGAGCUUCUGUGAAGCUUUCGUGGACAAGCUCCGGAGCCUGAAAGAGCUGUCACGCCUGGACGAUGCCAUACUCCGACUCAGCUCCUAUUGGGUUUGCAAGGCCUUCUCCAUCAACUACGCGCUCCACGAGGUGCUGACGCUGAUCCAGCGACGGGUCGGCAUGUUUUGCACCAUCGAGACACGCGAGGACCAAGGUUCAGCUUUGGUGUCCUACUCCGUGGAGGCCAUCUGCAUCCACAUCGGUCAGGGCGGCGUGCAGAUCGGAAAUGCUUGCUGGGAGCUCUUCUGCCUCGAGCACGGCAUCCAGCCUGAUGGCCAGAUGCCCUCCGACAAGACGAUCGGCGGAGGAGAUGACGCCUUCAAUACCUUUUUCAGUGAGACGGGCGCUGGCAAGCACGUGCCCCGCUGCGUGAUGGUCGACUUGGAACCGACCGUCGUGGAUGAGGUUCGCACAGGCACAUAUCGUCAGCUUUUCCAUCCGGAGCAGCUCAUUUCUGGAAAAGAAGAUGCGGCAAAUAAUUUCGCUCGUGGGCAUUAUACGAUCGGCAAAGAGAUUGUGGACCUGGUCUUGGACCGCAUCAGAAAGCUGGCUGACAACUGCACCGGACUCCAAGGGUUUUGCGUCUACAACGCAUGCGGCGGAGGAACAGGAUCUGGCCUCGGAUGUCUCAUGCUCGAAAGGCUUUCCGUGGAUUACGGCAAGAAGAGCAAGAUCUCCUUCACGGUGUGGUGCUGCCCUCAGGUGGCGACUGCCGUGGUCGAGCCCUACAACACUGUCUUGUGCGUGCAUUCCCUACUUGAGCACACGGAUGUGACCAUCAUGUACGACAACGAGGCUUUGUAUGAUAUUUGCCGCCGGAACUUGGACAUUGAGCGACCUACGUACACCAACCUGAACCGCCUCAUCGCACAGAUUAUCUCAAGCUUGACCGCAUCGCUGCGCUUUGACGGAGCCUUGAAUGUGGAUAUCACGGAGUUCCAGACUAAUCUGGUCCCAUACCCACGCAUCCACUUCAUGCUGACGUCCUAUGCUCCGGUGAUUUCGGCUGAGAAGGCUUACCAUGAGCAGCUGUCCGUGGCGGAGAUCACCAUGUCUGUGUUCGAACCGGCCUCGAUGAUGGUCAAGUGUGAUCCACGCCAUGGCAAAUACAUGGCCUGCUGCAUGAUGUACCGUGGCGAUGUCGUGCCAAAGGACGUAAACGCAGCAGUGGCCACCAUUAAGACCAAGCGCACCAUCCAGUUUGUGGACUGGUGCCCCACUGGCUUCAAGUGCGGCAUCAACUACCAGCCGCCCACGGUUGUGCCCGGUGGUGAUCUGGCGAAGGUCAUGCGCGCCUGCUGCAUGAUCUCCAACAGCACAGCUAUUGCCGAAGUCUUCUCACGCAUCGAUCACAAGUUCGACCUGAUGUACUCCAAGCGCGCCUUCGUCCACCACUACGUCGGAGAGGGUAUGGAAGAGGGCGAGUUCUCUGAAGCUCGCGAAGAUUUGGCGGCUUUGGAGAAGGACUACGAAGAGGUUGGCAUCGAAACAGCGGAGGGCGAAGGGGAGGAAGAAGGAAAGGUGCUUCACGAAAGCCAGAUUCCAGAUAUACACCUUCUUCAGGACGCCUUCAAUACCUUUUUCAGUGAGACGGGUGCUGGCAAGCACGUCGACUUGGAACCGACCGUCGUGGAUGAGGUUCGCACAGGCACAUAUCGUCAGCUUUUCCAUCCGGAGCAGCUCAUUUCUGGAAAAGAAGAUGCGGCAAAUAAUUUCGCUCGUGGGCAUUAUACGAUCGGCAAAGAGAUUGUGGACCUGGUCUUGGACCGCAUCAGAAAGCUGGCUGACAACUGCACCGGACUCCAAGGGUUUUGCGUCUACAACGCAUGCGGCGGAGGAACAGGAUCUGGCCUCGGAUGUCUCAUGCUCGAAAGGCUUUCCGUGGAUUACGGCAAGAAGAGCAAGAUCUCCUUCACGGUGUGGUGCUGCCCUCAGGUGGCGACUGCCGUGGUCGAGCCCUACAACACUGUCUUGUGCGUGCAUUCCCUACUUGAGCACACGGAUGUGACCAUCAUGUACGACAACGAGGCUUUGUAUGAUAUUUGCCGCCGGAACUUGGACAUUGAGCGACCUACGUACACCAACCUGAACCGCCUCAUCGCACAGAUUAUCUCAAGCUUGACCGCAUCGCUGCGCUUUGACGGAGCCUUGAAUGUGGAUAUCACGGAGUUCCAGACCAAUCUGGUCCCAUACCCACGCAUCCACUUCAUGUUGACGUCCUAUGCUCCGGUGAUUUCGGCUGAGAAGGCUUACCAUGAGCAGCUGUCCGUGGCGGAGAUCACCAUGUCUGUGUUCGAACCGGCCUCGAUGAUGGUCAAGUGUGAUCCACGCCAUGGCAAAUACAUGGCCUGCUGCAUGAUGUACCGUGGCGAUGUCGUGCCAAAGGACGUAAACGCAGCAGUGGCCACCAUUAAGACCAAGCGCACCAUCCAGUUUGUGGACUGGUGCCCCACUGGCUUCAAGUGCGGCAUCAACUACCAGCCGCCCACGGUUGUGCCCGGUGGUGAUCUGGCGAAGGUCAUGCGCGCCUGCUGCAUGAUCUCCAACAGCACAGCUAUUGCCGAAGUCUUCUCACGCAUCGAUCACAAGUUCGACCUGAUGUACUCCAAGCGCGCCUUCGUCCACCACUACGUCGGAGAGGGUAUGGAAGAGGGCGAGUUCUCUGAAGCUCGCGAAGAUUUGGCGGCUUUGGAGAAGGACUACGAAGAGGUUGGCAUCGAAACAGCGGAGGGCGAAGGGGAGGAAGAAGGUUACGGUGAUGAGUUCUGA
Molecule: messenger RNA, 2952 nt
Organism: Symbiodinium sp. CCMP2592
Lineage: Eukaryota; Dinophyceae; Suessiales; Symbiodiniaceae
Source: the annotation of a GenBank genome assembly